Molecule: messenger RNA, 864 nt
Organism: Prosopis cineraria
Lineage: Eukaryota; Viridiplantae; Streptophyta; Magnoliopsida; Fabales; Fabaceae
Product: miraculin-like
Exons: 2
Coding region: 74-724 (216 amino acids)
Molecular function (GO): endopeptidase inhibitor activity
Source: RefSeq, a predicted model, not a curated record
UCAUUACAAACAUAAGCUACACCCUAUACAAUCCGAGAGAGAGGGGGAGAGAGAGAGAGAGAGAGAGAGAGAUAUGAAGCCUACAAUUUUAGCUUUUGCCUUUCUCAUGGCUGUGAGCACUCAAACAUUAUUGUUAGCAUCGGCCGGUCCUUCGCCGGAGCAGGUGGUUGACACUGACGGCAAGAAGGUUCGUGCUGGCGUGAAUUACUACAUCCGACCAGUGCCGGAAACCCCGUGUGAUGGUCAGGGGCCUUGUGUGAACGGCGAAGGAUUGGUUCUUAUAGCAAGAUCGGUAAACGUGACCUGCCCUCUUAACGUUGCUGUUGUGGUGGGAUUCCGUGGCCUGCCAUUAACAUUCACGCCAGUUAACCCCAAGAAAGGUGUCGUUCGCGUCUCGACGGAUCAAAACAUAAAGUUCAAUCUGACAACGGCCUGUAAAGAAGGCACAGUGUGGAAGCUUGACGACUUGGACACUGCAACGGGACGAAGGUUCAUAACCACGGGUGGCGUUGUGGGAAACCCUGGCCCGGAAACAAUAGGGAAUUGGUUCAAGAUUGAGAAAUACGAGGAUGAUUAUUAUAAGUUGAUGUACUGUCCAAGUGUGUGCAAGUUUUGCAAAGUUCUCUGUAAGGAUGUUGGAGUGUUUGUGGAUCAGAAUGGAAAUCGUCGAUUGGCUCUCUCUGAUAAACCCAUGAAAGUUCGGUUCCAGCUUGCUUCUGCCUGACCAAUGUGACUCGAAUUGAAUCCUCUUUGAAUCUUGUAGCACAAUACACAAAGGGUGUGUGUGCGCCUUUUUUUUUUUUUUUCAGAAAAACAAAUUGACCAUAAAACUAUAUGUUUAAAAGUGUUGUGAUCCUUAAUUUA